Messenger RNA from Alosa alosa (allis shad), 2396 nucleotides. RefSeq lists its product as uncharacterized. The transcript has 2 exons. The coding region runs from base 157 to 990 and encodes 277 amino acids. The record is from RefSeq and is a predicted model, not a curated record. Lineage: Eukaryota; Metazoa; Chordata; Actinopteri; Clupeiformes; Clupeidae.
UUUACCUUGUUGGAUGUUGAUAUUGCACGAGUCUCUUGGAUAGCAGCAGCGAGGUAAACUCCCUCACAUCAACAAUCUGCCCUGAGACGGUGAACAACUGGCUUCAGGUUCAGUUCAUCUUUAACCGCACCCUUCUGGCCAUGCUGCGAAACUUGGAUGAUGAAGCCAAAGCUGAUUGGAAAAGUUCUCUUGCUAAAGUGGUGCAUGCUUUCAAUUGUACCCGCAAUGAAUCCACUGGAUAUGCACCCUAUUACCUCCUCUUCGGAUUGCCCAUUGAUCUCAUGUUUGGCAUUCCACCAAGUGAUGGCAGCGCAUCCCAUCAAGAGUAUGCAAAGAAAUGGAGAAGAAGGAUGGAAGAGGCUUACCAGUUUAGCUUCCAAGGCGACAAAGGGUUGUGGGAAAAGAGGAAAAGAUGGGUAUGACAGAAAGAUCCAUGGAGCAGAACUGUCUCCUGGCUGUAGAGUGCUGAUUAGGAACUUGACAGAGAGAGAUGGGCCAGGGAAACUUAGAUCGUUCUGGGAAGAGAGAGUGCAUGUAGUUGUAAAGAGGAAACAUCCAGACAGUCCAGUUUAUGAAGUACAACCAGAGGAUGGCCAGGGUCGCACCAGAGUACUUCAUCGGAAUCUGCUGCUCCCCUGUGAUUUCCUGCCAGUGGAGAUGGACACUCCAGAAAAGAAUAGAGGUGAGAAGCAACACAAACAGAAAAAGUCACGACCAACACAGUACACGGAACCCGAGUCUUCAUCUGACAGUGAAGAGGAUGAAUGGAGAUGCAUCUCUGGAUGGUCCCAAGGAGAUUCCCCCAGACAAACCCGGAGCAACCUCAGAGCGGAUGCUACAGAGUUCCAGCCUCAGACGGCAGCACCAGCACUUGAGGGAGACGACGGGAUGGAAAGACAGAACCUGUGGACAUCAGAUUCAGACGGAGACCAGGAAGACAUGAUUAAGACUGAGCUAGAACAGGAGGUGCCAGCAGGCGCAGCUGAAUAGACAGAGGAUGCUGAGCUUGAGACAGCAAGCCACAACGAGGAAGAGAUGUCUCCACCAUCUUCACAACCUGCAAGACAAUAUCCUUUCAGAAUUAGAACUGCACCUAAAACAUUCACAUAUGAUCGGUUGGGACAGCCCACAUUUAGUUAAAAUAGUUGUUUUACAGCUUUAGAGUAGAAAUGUAUGGUUCCUGCCAUUCAGUUAUAGUAUGGAUGUAGAAGUCCAUGUUAAAGUAAUUGAUUUAAGAUAUGUUGGGACAAGAACCUGUUUAAAUAGAGCUUCUUUGAGUUAAUAUAGGCCUACAAGAAAAUGUUCAUACAUUUAGAAUCACAUACUGAUUACUGGAUUACUGACAAGUGGCUGUUGUAAGGUAAUGUGUUUAGAUACGAGUAGUCUGAAAAAGACUUGCAACACAGAAGAGACAAGUGGUUAGAUUUUGGGUAAAUAGGAUGUAUGAGGUGUGAGAUUCUAGGUGAUUGUACAACAGGUCAAAGGUCAUGCCCAUGCCAGUCAAGAUGAGCUUCCCGUGAAUACAGCGGAGGAAAUUGUUGGGUGUCGUAGUGCACAAUGACACCCACUGUUUAACACAUAACAUGUAAAAAGAGAUGUGUGUUUUGUGAAAUCUGUCAUCAGAUAUGUAUCUUGAAUUCUGGACUCUAACCUGUUAGCAAUUAAACUGUUCAGACAGAAUCAACUGGGACUGGAAAAGUCAGGACAUUUAGUUAAGCAGGGGAGAGUGUAGUGUACACCCCAUGAUAUGUUCUAUUUUUUUUUGUUGUCUUCAUUCCAACAUGUUAGACUUCUAAGAUAGUCACGAUGAGGUUACCAUUUUUGUCCAGUAGGUGGCAAUGCAGGAUUAUUAAUGGAGUAAUUCAUGUAGUUAAGUGAAGAGAGGAAAACGAAACUUGGAGAGGAAAACGAAACUUAAGAGAGUAACGAGACAAAGAGAACAACGUGGUAAUGAAAACGGAAUGUAAUUCAUGAAGGAGUUUGAAAUAAACUAACAACUUUCGACACACUUGUUGUCAAGACCCUUUUACUUCAAGUGUGCAACAUUACCCACCCAUGGUCUGCUGGCAUCGGGGGCAAGCGAGACCGGGUGUCAGUGAACCGCCUUAAACCCUCUCACUUGGACUUGGACUCUCCGGUGGUGGUUGCCCAGCCCCCACGGCGGAGCCGUCCUCCAUCUACCGCGCUUCCACAGUCAACGAACCCUGAACUUCCUGUUCCUGCGGCCCAGUGCCUGAUGGCCAGAGCAAGUUUGGCCGAGCACUGUGCCCACCUCACCGGAUGAACUUGUCUGUCUUUGUGAAUUCUGGGGGGGCAUGUGUAGGGUCACCACGUUGUACAUAAUUCACAGCCAGCCAUUACGUGUUUACUUGAAUGGUAUUGUUGCAGUUACAGCC